This is a messenger RNA of Exophiala bonariae, 1974 nucleotides long. RefSeq lists its product as uncharacterized. The coding region runs from base 1 to 1974 and encodes 657 amino acids. The record is from RefSeq and is a predicted model, not a curated record. NCBI's taxonomy places the organism in Eukaryota, Fungi, Ascomycota, Eurotiomycetes, Chaetothyriales, Herpotrichiellaceae. The transcript has 5 exons.
AUGUCGGAAGCCCUCCAAGCACACAAUGAGAGUCCACCAGCUUCCAGCGAGGGGUCUGUUACACUUGUACAGGUCUCAGAAUCUAUUUCGGAAACAACGAUUGUACCAGAACGACCAGGACUAAAUGUUUUCUUGGGCCAUAACGAGGAAGAAGAGGGCUAUCUGCGGCAACGAGCCCCAGCUCCAAAACAGAAAACGUUCAGUUCUGCGACAUAUACGCAUGCCGAGCAGUUCCUUGAGGUCAUGAAGGCCUACCAGAUAUCCCACCAAGAUUCAAAAGCCGCUUCGCAGAUCAGCAAGGGACGUGAACAGGUAUUGGCCACACUCUUACGUAUUCCUGAAAUCAUAGUAGAGGCUGAACAUGCUGUCGAAACAUUUUACCCGGAUCCGACAUUGUAUGACAAGGCUCAGGAACUAUAUCUUGCGAUCUUGGGAGCCAUUCAAGGAGCAACUGAAUGGCUGCAACAACAUCCUGUCGGUAAGCAAGCUCGAGCUUUGGCACGUGGCCAACGAUACAACAAGCGUUUCAAAGAUAAGAUGCAAGCGCUCAACGAAGCGUUGGUGUCCUUGCAAGCUAGAGCUUCCGUCUUGCGUGACGACGCUAUAGUUGCCACCCAAAAGACUUCGAAAAUCGUGGAAACCGUUGUUGAUCAAAUUGCAAUGACUGGUGCGGACUUGACACGCGAUACAAAGAUGAAUGUCGAACUGUUGCAAGAGCAAACAAGAAGCAUGAGAUACUUGGCGGAGAAUACCGAAGUCCAGCUAACCUCUGUCGCACUAAAGCAGGAUGAAAUGGAUGUUAGAGCUCAUGUCGCCCAUUCCACGACCCAUGUCAAAAUCGACGGCGUUCGGGCGGCAAUAAAUGAGACCGAUGUAAAGAUCGAUGAUAUCCACGGUUUUCAGAAGGCAACCCAUCGCAGAGUCGAGACUUUGACUGAUGUGCAGGAAGCUAAAGAUCAAGCAGCCAAAGCGAAAGACCAGGCUGCUAAGGCAAUGAUGAUGGCAUUUGAGAACGCUGAAUGGAGAAAACGAGACAAUCUGAAUAUCUCAAGGCUGAAGAGACAGGUCAAAAGGCUGCAGCUGCAGAUCAGUGGCUUGACUCAACCAGAUCUGCUGAACAUAUUAGGCGUGGACGCUGAAAGCCACAUUGAGGACUACAGACGGGUUCACCGAGCUUGUCAGUCAAUCGAGCCAUCAGACUCACAAAUUGCUCAAGCUGUCAUCGCAGGGCCAACGUUCCAGGGGUGGGUUUCUGCGGAUGACUCAACGGAAGUGUUUGUUGAAGGCGGUCCUGCUCUAGGCUUCCAUGGAUGUCUUGCUUCCCUUUCACUGAUGAGCUGUCUUGUAAUUGAGCACUCGCCCUCUUUGUUGAUACAGUUCUUCUGCCGCCGCCAUGUCUCCUCGAAGGAUCCAAUUCAGGGACCCCAAGGCAUGAUGCGAAGUCUGACCUGCCAGGUUCUGCGAUUCUUUGACCAACAGGUCGAUCUAAAGUUCAAUUUCGACCCACGAGACAAGGAACAGCUAGAAUCGCACAACCUUCAAACGCUGUGCAGCUCUUUUGCGACGGUCGUCAAGCAGCUUUCCCCAGACCUGGUGUUGAUCUGCGUUAUUGACAGCAUCGACUGCUUUGAAAGGCCUGCAUGGGUGGAAGAUUGCAAGGUCGUUAUCAAGGAAAUCCAAGACCUCUUGUACGAGUAUGAGAAUGGCCCUAUUUUCAAAUUGCUCGUCACUAGCCCGAGGCGCAGCAAAGGUGUUGGCAAUCUUUUCAGACGCCAAAAACGUUUGCUGCUCUCCAGUGACGGAUUCGGCCGAAACGCCCCCACGGCUAGGGAACAGGCUUUGUCUGCUCGAAGACCGAAGGCAAGAGAGAGUAGCACCUUUCGGUCGCUGAAAAAUAUGAUGCCAGCAGCAAUAGAAGGUUCUUCAGAGGAAGUCUCCGAUUCUGAGGGCGACUGGGACUCCCAUCCAGAAUGA